GUUUCUCUCAGUCAAAUAUCUAUUUAUAAAUAACAUUUCCGUAGGCGUAGGACAGGUAGUAUUUUCCGACUGUCAGUGUAAAAUUUAAAGCUUAAGAAAUGGUGGACAUGAGGACAAAUGUGAAUUUUGCGUGUCAACGAUGUUUACAACCCCUCAGACUCGAUCCCAGUUUUAAUCAUCUAGGAGAGCACACACUAGCUGAACUUUCAUUACCAAUCCAACAACAAGUUGUAGGAGACAUUGAGCCUCAAAGUGGAAGUUUAGAGCACUUGGUACCACCUUUUAGACUGACUGACUCAGCAAACGGUACAAAUGGAUUUAUGGUUGUUGGUGACUCGGGUGAAACAGAAAGCCUAAGUCAUCAUUUAAGGGUAAGAGCCACAUUAUUCGAUAUACUUAGUAGUAGUAGUUCUGCCGAUCAUCCGCUAUGCGACGAAUGCACGGACACACUUCUGAUGCUGAUGGAUCAACAGCUCAGAUUAACAGAAAGCGAAUGGUCCGAUUACAAUGAAUACCUAAAAAAAUUGGAAGCAGAGCAGCAACAGCAAGGAAAUGAAGAUGUGGAAUUGGAAAUUUUGGCGAAAGAGCUGCAGGACGUGAAAGCUGAGGAAGAGAGAAUGAUCAGCGAAUUGGAGGCUUUGAGGAAGGAGGAGGCUGCCACAAAAAGUGCAAUUGAGCAACAGGAACGGGAACGGGACAGACUGCAGAGUGAGGAAGAACGAUAUUGGAGAGAAUAUUCGAGACACAGGAGGGAUCUCAUGUUAGGAGAGGACGAAUCGCGGAGUUUGGACUGUCAACUGGCCUAUGCGUCGUCGCAACUGGAAAGACUGAAAAAGACAAACGUUUUCAACGCAACCUUUCACAUCUGGCACUCCGGUCACUUUGGCACAAUAAACUCCUUCCGAUUGGGAAGGCUACCGAGUGCGCCCGUUGACUGGAGUGAGAUAAAUGCAGCUUGGGGACAAGCAACUCUUCUUUUAACAGCCCUCGCUCGGAAGAUCAACUUAACUUUCCAGAGGUUUCAACUCGUACCGCGUGGAAAUCACAGUUACAUCAAGGUCCUAGGUCAAAAUAUAGAGCUUCCUCUACACUGCAGUGGGGGCUUCAAGUUCCUGUGGGACACGAAAUUCGAUUCAGCGAUGGUGGCUUUCUUGGAUUGUUUGCAACAAUUCAAGGAGAAGGUGGAAAAGGGUGAUAGCGGAUUUUCUCUUCCUUAUAGGAUGGACAGAGGGAAGAUCGAGGAUUCGGCUACGGGGAAUUCCUAUUCUAUCAAGAUUCAAUUCAAUUCCGAAGAGCAAUGGACAAAGGCCUUAAAAUAUGUCUUGACAAAUUUAAAGUGGGGUCUUGCUUGGGUUAGCACUCAGUUUACAAAAGAUGAUAUUGAACACUAGAUCUCAUUAAUUUUCAUAAUUGUGUUCCAAAACUGCUGAGUAUUUCACUGGCGAUUGUACAUAGAACUUGAGUGUAAAUAAAAUCAAUUUGAGAUAAAAA
Messenger RNA from Belonocnema kinseyi, 1491 nucleotides. It is a transcript of the gene Atg6, whose product is annotated as beclin-1-like protein. Bases 99 to 1391 code for a protein of 430 amino acids. The record is from RefSeq and is a predicted model, not a curated record. Gene Ontology annotation, cellular component: phagophore assembly site; phosphatidylinositol 3-kinase complex, class III, type I; phosphatidylinositol 3-kinase complex, class III, type II. NCBI's taxonomy places the organism in Eukaryota, Metazoa, Arthropoda, Insecta, Hymenoptera, Cynipidae. The transcript is spliced from 5 exons. Gene Ontology annotation, biological process: cellular response to nitrogen starvation; autophagosome assembly; autophagy.